AUGGGCAAAGGAUGGGUGAAAUUCGGACGUAAGAACGAGGAAACGCUGACGAAAAGACGACGAAGAGUUGAGCUGAAGAAGAGGAGGCUCGCAGGAGAAGACGUAAAUGAAAGUGACGAAGGCGAUAAUGAAGAUGAUAACAAGAUGGAAGAGGACGCAGUGCAUGAAGACAACGAAGACGAUGACAAGAUGAAAGAGGACGCGAGUCAUGACGACAACGAUGACGUUGGAAGGAACCUCACAACGGACGAAAGAGUCGCGGAGAGUGCAGGCGAGAAAGAAGUUCCUGAUACAAGCCACGAUCAUGAUCUAGCACUGUAUCUACAAGCUAUGGUAGAUGAUGGUGACGAUGCCGACAGUGAUAAUGGUAGUGAGGAAGGUGGGAGCGACGGUGGCAGGGACGGCAAUGCAGAAAGUAGCGAACACGGCAGCGAAGCCGAAAGGAGCGACAACGACGAUAGUGAUGAGUCGUCUAGUCAAACAGGUUCUGUCGACUCGUACGAGGAGAAAAAUAGCUACGAUCCCGAAAAGUUGAAGCGCAAAGAUCUGGCAUGGCUUGAUCGGGGUCAUGUACUUGGCUUCAAUCCUGAGGCCCCAGCUAUGCAUGCUACACUUCGUUUGAACCAGACAAACUUCCGACGUAUCCAUUUCACGAAGGAUGUUUACAAGUGCUGGCAAAGUGCCUCGGGGCUCAACAAAGAAGAUGAAAUCGAUCGAGACGUUCUAUACACGUUAUUCGCGCAGAACAAUCUAGACUAUGCUAGGGUGCUUUCACUCGACUAUGGCCAGAUGGAUGGACCUGAACAGGUCUGGACCUCCGUGCAGGGAGAAGAGUACGUUGUAUCCGAUCCAGGCUAUAAGGAAGACUUUCCGGAGGUGAUUCAGAACCUUGUUCACAAGAAGCUCUUCAUAAAGAAUGCUGGAUCCUUGGAUCUCGCGUGCAAGGUCCAAAGUGACCCGCUUAGGGCGCUGCCGUAUGAUGUGCUCUAUGAAAUCUUCACACAUCUGUCCUUCAAAGAUUCGACAUCUUUGAUGCAAAGCUCAUGGCAUGUCUUUGCCUCGACCCGGCAUGGCUCUUUCUGGAAGCAAAUGCUGCGGCUACACCUGCUUCCAUGGUUUUGGGAGGCUUCCGCGAUUGUUAGUGGUAGCAGCACCACUGAAGGCUUGGACGCAAAGGAUUUGUUCCUAUGGAUAGAAGCGGCGACGAGGCCGCGUUUUGGGAUUGAAGGUCCGUUGAUGAGUAUCGCCAAUCGCCGGCGCAUAUGGAACGUGUGUCAGCAGCUGGCUCCGCAAUAUGCAGAAGAGGUUCAACCGGUGGGGCAAGCAGAGCCAGACGAUGCGGAAGCGCAAGCUAUUCUCGAUCGUGCUAAAUGCUUCCAUAUGCCUGUCGUAGUGUAUCCCAUCCCUAAGGAGAUCCGCACGGUGUCAACACAGUUCAUUCGGUCGUGGAGCGAGGUAUCUUAUCGAUCUUCAGUUCUCGACACGUACUGGGGACCUAAGGGUACCUUGGUCGGUAUCUCCAUAACUUUCAGUGGUACCAGCCCAAGAAUCUUUGGGAGCGCAGAGGGCACCCUUGGCAACCCAAUGCGCAUUCCUCCGAAUGCUUGGAUUCGAGAGAUUAAUGUCUGUAUAGAUGAUGUGAAUAUGUUCAGUCGAGUACCAGACCGCGAUCAUGUUAAGACAGCUUUGGAUAAUAAGCCUUACGGUGUCGCAUGCAUCCGGUCAUUGACAGUCACGUUAACGGAUAAGACCACCAAAUGUGUGCGCACACCUGAUCGACCAACAUCGAACAGGCGACCUGUGAUUGUUCUAUCGGGACUAAAUCUGGUUGGCUUGACAGGACAGGUUGCCGAAAGCGGUGAAAUCUGCCGACUCGGACUGUUGCAAGCUUCGAUCCCCGGCGAAGAGCCCGCAAAAUCACCCUCCUAUAGCGAGGCUCAACAACUUCUGUGGAAUAAAUCUGCGCAAACUUUAUAUUGUGACUGUGAGAAUGGCUGGAACAAUAUAUGGACGCAUCCUAGCCUCAAAAUCCGGAGUAUCGGCGCUCAGGGGUCCUCAACCGGUCAGUUGCGCUCCUUCACUGGUGAUAUCACAAGCGAUAUGACACCAUGGCAUGUCGGCAUCUGGGCUCCUGAUGCGUCGCAGAAGUCAUUACUCAAGCGAAUAUCAUGCUUCCAGCCUACUGGUGGUAUGGCAUCCAAUGGCAAAGAGACGUGGGCUAUCCCGCAUAUUGUAGGCUUCGCAGUGGACAACACCUCUGGAAACCGACGCUUACUUGCUGGGAGCGGUGGUCCGGAGCCAGUGCAAUGCCCAGAUUGGCAAGAGAUGACAAACCCCAGGAGAAACCUUGUUGUGUGGAUACAAGGCACUACGCUCAAAUCCUUUGACGAGAAAAGUAUGGAACACUUCCUCAUCGAUGGCCCUGGCGGGGAGAUCGUUACCGAGGUUCACGCAAGUGGUGACAUGAAAGCCAUCAAAUUAUUCACCAAUAGGGGCAGGGAUUGUUAUUUCGGAGAGAAAUACAGACAGGACUGGGACUGGCUGGAGUAUCGAGUGGAGCCAGGUCAUAUGAUCGUGGGGUUGGUGUGUGCGUUUGGGCGGCUUGGGGGAUGGAGCGGGGCUGCGAAAAUGUACAGUCACUGGAUGUUGAGUGGACUUGGAGUCCUGAUUGUGGCGGACGACUAUAAGAAAGUGGACUAA
Didymosphaeria variabile is the source of this 2700-nucleotide messenger RNA. RefSeq lists its product as uncharacterized. Lineage: Eukaryota; Fungi; Ascomycota; Dothideomycetes; Pleosporales; Didymosphaeriaceae. Gene Ontology annotation, molecular function: protein binding. The record is from RefSeq and is a predicted model, not a curated record. The transcript is spliced from 4 exons. The coding region runs from base 1 to 2700 and encodes 899 amino acids.